Messenger RNA from Mirounga angustirostris (Northern elephant seal), 5895 nucleotides. It is a transcript of the gene FAM81A, whose product is annotated as family with sequence similarity 81 member A. NCBI's taxonomy places the organism in Eukaryota, Metazoa, Chordata, Mammalia, Carnivora, Phocidae. The record is from RefSeq and is a predicted model, not a curated record. The transcript has 14 exons. The coding region runs from base 4199 to 5332 and encodes 377 amino acids.
GGGAGAGAAUCCCCAAGCAGACUCCCUGUGGAGUGGGGAGCCCAACACAGGGCUCCAUCCCAGGACCUUGAGCCGAAAUCAAAAGUUGGUCAUUCAACCCACUGAGCCACCCAGGUACCUCUCAACUGCCUCUUCUGAUUGGUAUUCUCACCAACUCCAUUUCUUUUUUUUUUUUUUUAAGAUUUUAUUUAUUUGAGAGAGAGAGAAUGAGAGAGAACACAUGAGAGGGGAUAGGGUCAGAGGGCAAAGCAGACUCCCCGCCGAGCAGGGAGCCCGAUGCGGGACUCGAUCCAGGGACUCCAGGAUCACGACCUGAGCCGAAGGCAGUCUCCCAACCAACUGAGCCACCCAGGCGCCCUCACCAACUCCAUUAUAAAGAUGAGGAAACUCAUUCACUCUUGGUCUGCUGGUUCCAAAACACUGACUCUACUAGUAGCCAUUGCUGCUUUUGAUCUUGCCUCUCCACCCACUAGGGCCUGACAUUCCACUCCCACUCCUCCUAUUGCAUGUUGCUGAAUGCAUUUGAGAUCCAGCUGCUUCCUAAAACGUUAACCUUGGAGCUGGCCUAUCGAUUCUUGGAAGACGAUACAUGGCAAAGCCUUAGCAGGCAGGUGUCUGGUCGACCAGUGCACUUACCUUAAAUCUGGCACAUUUUGUGUUUUCAGGCCUUGAAAAUACACUUCUUACAAGUUUCAUGCUAAUUACCCUCAAGAGCUGACACAUAGCCAGAAAAACAGCCUCAGCAAAAACUUUCUCAAUCUUACCACCAGGAAGCACUUGUAUUUUGCUGACCACAAUCUUAGAGAAACUUCCAGCCGGUCACAUGAGCAAGUCUGCUCUCACACCAAUAUGGCAAAUCUGGUUUCUGUCCAAUCGUGCUGAUGCCACAGAUCCUUUUUUGAGACCGUGCCUGCCCCAUUGCCUCAGGUGCAAGUUCAAGGUUGGAGAGACAAGCGGAGGGAUGAGCACAAAACUUUCACCUUCCCACUUUCUCCUUAUCAGCCUAUGCAAUGUAAUUUCCCUCAAAGAAAGGGAAUAAAACUCCCAACAUCUCAGAAGCCCAUUGUCUUCUCUUAACUUCUCUUAGAGAAACAUUUCUCUCACCUCAUUCUUGUCUCUGUCUUCGGAAGGUAGUUCUGCUUGGCUGAGGCUGUCUUGUGGAUUCACUGCCCAGGCCCCCUCUCCCUCUGCAUCCAGAGUCUGCACAUUAGAAGGCAGGGGAGGGGAGGCUGAGUAUAGUAGUUAAGGGUGCAGACUCAGGCUGCCUGGGAUCAAACCCAGCUCUGACACGUUUGCAUUUAAACUUUGGCGCUCAGCCCCCUCUCUGCCUUGACUUCCUCAUCUGUAAAAUGGGGGACGAUAACGGCCUUCUGCCUUACAGUGCUGAAGAUCAAGUGAGGUAAUGUAUAUCAAGCAUACAGCACUGGUCAAUGGGCACUAGCCAUUAUCAUCUAGUGGGCAUGAGAGCAGGGACCCCCCCCCCUUUUUUUUUUAUCACAUUGUAUCCCUAGUAGCUACCAUAAUGCUUGGCACAUGGUAAGCACCCAUCCUGAAAUAUUUGAUCGACAUUAAGCGACUGUGUGAGGACCUUGAGUGACAUGAGUCCUUGCUGGGAUCCUCCUUCCCUGCCUGGAGUCUGUGUUGAAAGGAGAGCCCUACCACGUUGGUCACAGUGUGAUUCCUGGAGCCAGGUGGGUAGAAGGGUGUCGAUCUGAGUAAUAUGUGCACCAUCAGUGGCAAGAGGAAGGGAAGCCUUUGUGUAACAUAAGGGAGAGAAGUCAUUUCAUUGGGGCUCCCGCAGCAUUGUUAUUUUGACUUUCAUUUAUUUACACGGAUUCUCUGAUGACUGCACAUGAAUAGAUACUGCCAAGUCAGAGUCUCUGACCUCUGUGGUGGAGGCUAACUUGCACAAACCCUCGUGGACGUACCCUGGGGAAUGAGACUACUUUGCGGAAUCCUUUGGCAGCAGCUCUGGACAAAGGAUUCUUUCUUGUUCCAAGCUGUGGCAUGUGACUGUGGGUUCGGAGCUGGAAAGGGAGAAUCAGAUGAAAUAGUACAUGGUGAAUGAACCAGUCAUUUUAAUUAUUAAACAUUGUUUAUUGCAGCUUUUGUUGGUUUAAGACCAUGAAAGUCCAAAAACCCAGCAUGAUUGGGACCUUAACUCUGUAUGAUUCUCAGACUUGUCCAGACAUUUGGACAGUAUUCUACGGAUAAUGUGUAAUUAUUUUCCUUUCAGACUUCUGAGGUAUCGUCCGGGUUUUGUGCUUCUAUCUAUCUCUUGGCCACUCUUGCUUUUGCUUAGACUUUGAAGCCUUUGUCAAUUACAGGUGAGCCAGUGAAAGCAGAAACCGUUGGUGUAAAGGCAUAAAACCCCAUCACACAGUGUUUGGCCUCCGAAAGGCUCUGAGGGAAGAAAGGUGAAUUGAUCAGCACAGACUCCCUGCUGGAGUCUGUUAAAGAGGGUAUCGCCGAAACUCAUGAAUGCUGCUACAAAUGAGCUGAUGUGCCCGGAUACACUCACUCCUCGGAUCCUACUGAAAUCCACCCUGACAAUCUGUUUCUGCAGCUGGCGAUGGCGACAUAAAUGCUGGCUAUCAGGCUUUUCCAGAUUGCUUUCAAUACUCCAAAUGCCAAACCGUCAGAGUUUUAAAAAUUACUUACGAUUCGCCAAAUACCACACCAUCAGGGCAUGGAGACUAGGAGAAUGCCAGUUAUAAGAUAUUUUUGCAUGUGCUUUUUUUUUUUUUUGCCUUGUGGUUUUCGGUGGGUAUACUGGUGGUCUUAUUUGUGUGUGUGAGAGAGAGAAAUUGUGCUAGAGGAGAAGUGGACACAGCCUUAACCAUGGCAUCACCUAGAGGCUCGAAACCCUGAGACUGUAAGGUUGUGUUUGGAGUGGUUCCACAGCAUCACCUUUGGGUAGCGGGCCAGCUUUCCAGUUACACUGGUAGUUGUGUGGGUGAUUGGUGGGGGCAACUUCGGAGCCCUCGCUUAAGAAAAGUAUAAACCCUGGCAGGACAGAUUUUGUUUCACUCAGAUAUGUAACUACAAUGAUAAUGCAGGCUGUGUUUUCAUAGGAAUAAACACUGGAUAAAUUAGGAUUCGAUUUGGCUGUGUGAGACCCAAACCCCAGCAUACCAGUACCUUGCACAAGAUGGAGGUGUAUUUCUCUCUUACAUAAACAAAAGGAGGACGUGGGCAGUGCAGAAUGUAUAGUAGCUCCAUGAGGUCAUUGGGAAUCUCUUUCCGGUUCAAGGCUCUACCAUCCCCAAGGUUGGCCUGUGUCUUCAUGGUUCAAGUUGGUGGCUAGAGAGUCAGCCGUCAUAUUGAAAUGGAGGAAGGAGAAGAAAGUGUUCCCUGUCUCCUGAAUGCACCGCCACCCCUCCCAAUGCUCGAAUGAGAAGACCAAGGGCUUGCUGAGCAUCUCCCACUCCCUCGUGAGUUCCCAGGUUCUGGAGAACAGAAGACUGAAGUUAUACCUCCACUUCUGCAAGAGGCCUGGAGGGAAAUUUGUUUGUUUGUGAGUUCACCAUUCCCGGCUUCUGAGGACACAGACCUGGGCAUGGCCAGUCUGGAAGUGAAGAAUCAAGAGACCAGUGGGGUUCCCACCAAAAAAAGUAUGCAAACAAUUCAGCUGGGAGCACAACCGCAGAAGAUUACUCAGAGUAUUAAUUAGAGUUUCUACAGCUGUCCUCAAACUCAACAGACUCAACACAACUGCACCACUUCGGAGGAGGACUUCAACUACGCCAUGUUGGCCUCACGAGAGGGAGGAAGGCGCCACAUGCCCCAGACUGCAGGCAGUCUCUAAAAGCUGGAGAAGAAAAGGAAAAGGAGCCUUUUCUGGGGCCUCCAAAGAGAAACACAGUCCUGCCAACACCUUCCUUUUUGCCCCGUGAGACCAAUAUUGGACCCCUGAACCACAGAACUGUAAGGAAUGCAUCAAGCAAGCGGACACUUUUUUCCUCAUCUAGGGAACCAACCGAACGUCAUAGCUGACAGACUAGCUGCAGAGGUGAAGCAAUGAACAGUGGCAGCAGGCAAUCUAUCGUAUGGAGAAAAGAGAUGCCUUGGACGUAAUUUAUCUGAACUGAUUUUUACAACCCAUCAAAAUCAUUAGCUGUGACCCUACCUUUCCCCUUUCAGAAAACGAUACUCUCAAAUUUUCAGCGGUAAGCAGAUGUGAAUUAUUAAAAAGAAAAUGGCCCAACGGAGCACUGCAUUUCCUUCUCUCGUCACCGAGGAAAGGCGAGUUAGAACCAUGCCCCGACACAACCAGUCCCUGACCAUGGCACCCUACUCAUCUGUAAGCCUCGUGGAACAACUGGAAGAUAGGAUCCUCUGUCACGAGAAGACAACGGCUGCCCUCGUGGAGCACGCCUUCCGGAUUAAGGACGACAUCGUCAGCAGUUUGCAGAAAAUGCAGAACAAAGGGGGCGGUGACCGCUUGGCCAGGCUUUUCUUGGAGGAGCACAUCAGAAACAUAACUGCCAUCGUGAAGCAACUCAAUCGGGAUAUUGAGGUACUCCAGGAGCAGAUCCGGGCCCGGGACAACAUCAGCUACGGAACGAAUUCUGCCUUAAAGACUCUGGAGAUGCGUCAGCUCUCCGGUUUGGGAGACCUUCGGGGAAGAGUGGCAAGAUGUGACGCCAGCAUAGCCAGACUCUCUGCAGAGCACAAAACAACUUACGAGGGGCUCCAGCACUUGAACAAAGAACAGCAAGCUGCCAAACUUAUCUUGGAAACAAAAAUCAAAGAUGCAGAGGGACAGAUUUCUCAGCUUUUGAACAGAGUGGACUUGUCGAUAUCAGAGCAAAGCACCAAAUUGAAGAUGUCCCACAGAGACAGUAACCACCAGCUUCAACUUUUGGAUACAAAAUUUAAAGGUACGAUUGAGGAACUCAGUAAUGAGAUUUUAUCUGCACGGAAUUGGUUGCAACAGGAACAAGAACGGAUAGAGAAAGAACUUUUACAGAAAAUCGAUCAGCUUUCCUUGGUUGUUAAGGAAAACAGUGGAGCCAGUGAAAGGGACAUGGAGAAGAAGCUCAGCCAGAUGUCAGCCAGACUUGACAAAAUAGAAGAGAGUCAGAAGAAGAAUAUGGAAGUGCAGAGAACAAAACAAGAAGAGGAGAAAGUGCAUGGGCGCAUCAGCAAGUUGGAGUUACAGAUGAAUGAGGACAUGAAGGAAAUGAAAGCAGAAGUUGACGCUGGAUUUACAGCCAUCUAUGAAAGCAUAGGAUCCCUCAGGCAAGUUCUUGAAGCCAAGAUGAAGCUGGACAAGGACCAGCUGCAAAAGCAAAUCCAGCAGAUGCAGAAGCCAGAGGCUCCCAUGUGAAGGGAGCUGGGACAAGGACCUCACAAGUGGUUUUGCCAGUGGGCCGAGAGCUGGAUACCUCCUUAGCUAGGCUGUCACCGCAUUCAGGAGUGUUCUCUUCAUGGCGUGCAUGUGCCAAGCAAUGUGUUUUCAUGGGUCUGAAUGUUUACCUUGAGUCUCAAAAACACUUUCUUUAAAAGUAUUAAGUACAAUUUUUACCACUCUAUUCCAUUUCUCUAAAUUCGAUGGAAUAUCCUCCCUGCCCCUAGAUUUGGAAAAGCUUUUAUCCCCUUCAUUUUAUGAAUGAAAAGACUUAACGACUUUCCUUCAAUGCUUGACGCUCUAGCCAAGACUUUACUAUUUUGAAAAAUGUCAUGGUGAUUUUUUUUUUUAAUUAAGAAACUAAUGAAUUGUCACAGGAAUGUGUUGCUCCUCACCCUAAAUUAAGAGAAUGUCCUGGUAGAUUAGAAUUCAACCUUUUAGUCCAUAUUUGGAUUUUAUUAUUGUUAUCUGUGCAUUUCUUAUAUGGUUAUCUUGUAAAUCUUCUGUCUUUUGUAGGGAGAAGGGAUUUAACUUUUGGAAAA